Molecule: messenger RNA, 4367 nt
Organism: Mugil cephalus (flathead mullet)
Lineage: Eukaryota; Metazoa; Chordata; Actinopteri; Mugiliformes; Mugilidae
Gene: naprt
Product: nicotinate phosphoribosyltransferase
Exons: 13
Coding region: 145-1818 (557 amino acids)
Biological process (GO): NAD+ biosynthetic process
Molecular function (GO): nicotinate phosphoribosyltransferase activity
Source: RefSeq, a predicted model, not a curated record
GCAGCUUUAUGUGUUCACUCCCCCGCGGCCCCCCGGCUGCGUUUGGGAGGCUCUGAAAGGAGCCAGCGGUGGCUUUGUGAGAACUGCAAGUCCCAGAGAUCCCGGCACCAGUGAAGCUGAAGAGCCAGGGCCGCAUUAGAAAACAUGGCAGCGCCGUCCAGGAACGCGUGCGGGCUCAUGGAGCGCUCCGUGCGGGAGCGGGUCCCCCCCCUGCUCACCGACAUGUACCAGUUCACCAUGGCGUACGCGUACUGGCGCGCGGGCCGGCACCAGGAGCCCGCCGUGUUCGAGCUCUUCUUCAGGGACAACCCGUUCGGCGGCGGCUUCUCGCUGUUCGCCGGGCUGCACGACUGUCUGCUGUUCCUGCGGGGCUUCCGCUUCACGGACGAAGACGUGGACUUCCUGCGCUCCAUCCUGCCGCCCGCCACCGACCCCGCCUUCUUCCAGUACCUGCGAGGCCUCGACUGCUCGGGCGUGACGCUGCGCUCCGUCCCCGAGGGCACGGUGGUGUUCGCCAGGGUGCCUCUCGUGGAGGUGGCAGGUCCGCUGGCUGUGGUUCAACUGCUGGAGACGAGUUUACUCUGUCUGGUCAACUACGCCAGCCUCGUGUGCAGCAACGCCGCCCGGUUCCGCCUGGCCGCCGGCCCCCGGAGGAAGCUGCUGGAGAUGGGCCUGAGGAGGGCUCAGGGUCCAGACGGGGGCCUCACCGCCUCACGCUACACGCACAUAGGAGGGUUCGAUCUCACCAGCAACGUUCAGGCCGGCUUCCUGUUCGGGAUCCCCGUCACCGGCACCAUGGCUCACUCUUACGUCACUUCCUUCACCUCUCUGGAGGAGGUGUGGCCACAGACCCUGGCGGCGGCCAGCGGAGACCAGGACCCGGUGGACGUCAUCUCUCUGACCAAAGGCUGGCUGAGUCGACUGUGUGAGCUCCUGGGGGCGGAGCCGGCGAAGGUUCGUGAGGGCGAGUUGGCGGCGUUCCUGUCCUACGCCAUCGCCUACCCUCAGAACUUCCUGCCUGUGAUUGACAGCUACAGCGUCGGCUGUAGCGGCGUGUUGAACUUCUGCGCCGUGGCCCUGGUUCUGAGCGAGCUGGGCUACAGGCCGUUGGGCGUCCGUCUGGACAGCGGGGACCUGUGCAGGCAGUCGGUCGACGUCCGCCGGGUCUUCAGACUCUGCAGCGAGCAUUUUUCCAUCCCUGCCUUUGAUUCCCUGAUCAUCGUCGGGACCAACAACAUCUCGGAGCACAGCAUGGCUGAACUCAACAAGAAGGAGAACGAGAUCAACGCGGUCGGCGUUGGGACACAUCUGGUCACCUGCACAAAGCAGCCGUCGCUGGGCUGUGUGUAUAAGCUGGUGGAGGUGAGAGGCAGGGCCAGGAUGAAGAUCAGCGAGGACCCGGAGAAGAGCACGGUACCUGGGAGGAAAGCUGUGUACCGACUGUUCGACGCCGAGGGUCAUCCUUUCCUAGACCUGUUGUGUCUGGCCGCGGAGUCUCCUCCAGAGGCCGGACUCCCUCUGAGCUGCUUCCCUCUGGGCAGCGACGACUCCGCCGCCUCUGUGACUCCGGCUCAGGUCACCUGUCUGCGCCAGGAAAUGUUCACUAAAGGACAGAUCACUCAGCCUCUGUGCAGCGCUGUAGAAACCAGAGCCGAGGUCCAGGCCUCCCUCCAGACUCUGCACCCUCGACAUAAGAGGCUGCAGGAGCCGGACUCUUACACCGUGGCGCUAUCAGAGAAACUCCACCACCUGGUCUCGGAGAUCAUACGAGGCAGCAGCAGCAGCAGCAGCAACAGCGACUUUCUUUUAGCCAACUAGUCACAUACAACAGUUUUUUCUUUCUUUUUUUAUUUGUCUUUUUGUUGAUGCUCUGUUCUCUCAGAAAGUGUCUGAACCGUGACAGUGUUACCAGCGUCCAAACGCAGAGAAUCACAGCUGUGUCCUUCUCAUCUAUGUCCGUAAAAACUGGGUUAAAAUGAGCAGAAGUCAAACCGUGAAAAUGGAGAAAAUGUGUUUUAUUGAAACAGUUUUGAUGUUUUCAAUGAAAAACCUCCAAAUCUAAAAAAUGUAUUCUCAGUUAUUUUAAUGCAAAAAAUAAUGUGACUAGAAUGGACUUCAAUCUGGAAUUAAUAUGAAUUAAUGAUGUUUUUGCUAAAUGAAAAUAUGAAUUCCAAACUAAGAGACGUCUGUAAGUAAAAGACAAUUGAUUUUGUGAGGUCUGGCAAAAAGAAGGAAGCAAUUUAACGGCGUAAAACUUUUUAAAAUAUGUAGCUUAAAGUAGAUAACCGACUCUUUCUAGUGAUACUAACAACUACUGGAAGGUUGACAUGGUUGAAAAGAUGAGAUGAGACAAGAUGAGAUGAGCCUUUAUUCAUGGGGAAAUUCUCAUUGUUAAGAGGAGCAGAGACAUUCAGCACCGUUACCGUUGGGAAAGAUGCAGACAGUGCAUAAUAACAGGUAUGAAUAUAUAUGUACAUGUAGUUACAUGGAGAACAGUGCAGUAGUGGAUGAGGAGGAAUAUAAGUGCGGGACCUGGAGGAGACCAAAUCAGAGCACAAAUGAAAUCAAUAUUAGACUUAAAUUCUUUAUUGAUUGGGUUUUGAUUGACUGAGCUUUAUUUAUUUCAAAUAUGUUCAAAAGAAAAAGAUACGUAGAAGGAACAAACAUGCAAUAUAUUUGAGAGGAGGAGCGGGAGGAAGGAAAACUAAAACUUUAGCCGGAGGUAAAACUACUUCUGGAGGAAUGAAAAUGAAAAUACAACUGAAUGAUUGCAGCUUUAGUUUUUACCAGUUUUUCAUAAAUAACAUCUGUUGAAUUUGGACUCUGGCGUUUGUAUGAAAGUUUAUCGGUUCAGUUUUUGCGCCCUCUAGUGGUGGCAUAAAAAAACCCCACUGUGCAUCAUUUUCUAGUUUAUCCAGUUCAUUCUUUUCUCGUGAGCAUCUUUUCACUUUUGAAAAAUAACCCCUGCAACCUUCCCCAACCUUCCCGUAACCCACCCGCCCUCCACCUCCACCUCCGCCGAUAAAGCAGAUACACCCAGCAGACACAUGGAGCUGAUUAGACACGGAGAGGCCGUCAUAUCAUCCAUGACCAUCUCGUCCUCUCUGAGAUGGAUCUGUCCACACAUGUGUUACGGCCCAGAGAACAUUACAGUACUUUUCUCUGUGUCCACAAAACUCCCUGGAAAUAAAACCAGAUUUCAAGUGGUGCCUCCAAAGGUUCACCGGAUAAAUCUGAGGGGUCACGAGGUGAUUUCAUAUCUGGCGUUUGAUACUAUUUUCUCUAAAAAAAGUAAAAAUUUAGGCUGAAAUAAGCUGGACUCUUCUUGGACCGGGUCUGGCUUCGUAACUCAAAGAAUGCAAUCACAAACCUUCUGCUUUGAAAUCAGCUUCAAUGCUCUUCAGCCUGCAGCCAGACCCACGAGGUCGUCACCUGCUUUUGUUUUUGAAGACGUUCCCACAUGUGCUGAACACUUGUCGGCUGCUUUGCCUUCGCUCUGCUCGGCUCUGCUCAGCUCCAGCUCGUCUCAAACCGUCUCGGCCGAGUUUAGGCGGCUGAUUGUUUGGCUUCCAAAGGCCAAAGAUUUUCGCUGAUCCAAAGGGGCUCGAAGAUGUUUCAUUAAAUGCAGCGUUCAGGGUUUUUUUUAUUUCAGAACAUCUGUACUGUAUCACAAAGGUACACGAGCGUUUAAAAGGUAUUAUUGAUUCAUUUCAGCUUGUUUUUUGAAAUCGAAUCUACACCGACGUGCGUCCAGCCCAAGGAAUUAUACGACGCUUCUCGGUUUCCCUCAGUUUCCCACAGCUUCCUUUAAAAGUUGACGUUCACAUGACUUAUGGAGAAGCACUGUCGUGGGCUCUAAUCUCGCUUCACUUCUAAUGAACAGCUUCUCUGUGGCAGUGCGAGCUCUUUCAUCACAGACGGAAGUGAACUGACACGUCUUAAAGUCAUGAAGGAGAACCGGCCUCGUAAAGCUCGUGUAUGGUCUUUAUUUUUAGUUAGAGCUUCAUAAUGACACAUCUACUGCAUCGUUCUCCCUGCAGAGCUGCAGACACCCUAUGGUUUGUUAGACAUAUUUCUUUCUCUCUCUCUGUAUAAUUCCAUGUGUUCAGUUCAUUCCACGUCGUAGAUGUUGUAGAAAAUGUUUGAAGUCAAUAAAGAAUACGUUUUAAUUGUGAUGCUGGAUAGUUUUAAGCCUUUAAAAGUUGCACAUUGAUCUUCUUAAUUAAGUUGGUAGUCGCUUGACGUCUUUAUUUGCGUCUCAGCCUUAAAAGAGAAGCAUUUGUAAAACUUUUAGCUUCUUUUAAAUGUUUUGUUUCAGUCUCUCUAAUCUGUUCAUUUCAUCACAGAAUAAACUUUCUUGAAAUACU